Neohortaea acidophila is the source of this 1038-nucleotide messenger RNA. RefSeq lists its product as uncharacterized. Gene Ontology annotation, cellular component: mitochondrion; mitochondrial intermembrane space. NCBI's taxonomy places the organism in Eukaryota, Fungi, Ascomycota, Dothideomycetes, Mycosphaerellales, Teratosphaeriaceae. Bases 225 to 650 code for a protein of 141 amino acids. The transcript has 2 exons. Gene Ontology annotation, biological process: mitochondrial respiratory chain complex II assembly; succinate metabolic process. The record is from RefSeq and is a predicted model, not a curated record.
AUAGAGGUAGAAGCACUUUCCCGAAGCAGAAAAGAAGGGCAAGCGAAGAUGACCUAAUCCCGCCCCGCGCGCCCAGAGUCUGGCGCGGGUUCAGCGAUCUUCCUUCGGGUUGCAUGCUUGGCUCCACUUCACAUGUGCCGCUGCCACCCAGCUACCACUCCAUCAACCACUCUGGAUUCCCCCCCCUACUCCUACAUCACAGUACAUGAGAGCCACUCAACAACAUGCGCAUCACGCCACGAGUCCGGGCCCUGCCUUCUGCCAUCGGCACGCAAUCUGCCGGCCUCAGACCCGCCCCGCCGGCCCUGCUGCCGCCCAUUCCCCUCUACCGCCGCAUCCUGCGCGGCCACCGCAAGCACCUCCCGACCGAGAUGCGCGUGCUGGGCGACGAGUACGUCAAGAGCGAAUUCCGCGCCCAUCGCAAUGUGGAGAAUCCGGUGCACAUCAUCGGCUUCUUGACUGAAUGGCAGUCGUAUGCGCAGCAAGUGGAGGGCGCGAGCUGGAGGGGCGAGAAGAUGGAUCGGGGGAAGAUUGACAAGAUGAGCGACGAACAGCUCGCACAGCUCUACGAACUGAUGCGCGCGAUCCGCGAGAAGGAAUUGGCAGAGAACGAUCCAGAAUACAGCCCGCCGACGCCCGAGCGCGGAUGAGCCGAGUUCUUGCGCCCACGUGGAAGGCCGUCUCGUGGUCGGAAUCCUGCAUCCAGAAUUUGCAGUGGCUAGACAUGCACGACAUGCAUGGCCUCGCUAAGGGAAAGCCGCCCACGGCCAUCGCCUUCUCCGAAUCGUUGAAGGAUUGAGUCCAGCCGCACUCCGCCUGCGAAUGCCGGAUUCGGUCUGUUGGAUGGACGCCUGCGUCACAUGAUUGACCUGGAAUAGUGAUCAUCGUUGGGGCCGGGAAGCCGUUACGGUGCUUUCGGUGAGUGGCGACAGGCGAGAGAUAUGUCUUACGUGAGACGACAAUGGGCGGAUGCGUGUCCUCCUUAAUGUACAUGUAGAGCUUAAAAGCGCGACAUUUUGCGCACUGAUGCCUGAGAGG